GCGAGCGGGCCUCUCAGUCUAAUUUGAACCGUCGCGCGCGCCCGACGCGGGGCCACCGACGAUCUCUCUCCCUUCCUCCGGCUCUCGUGACACGCGAGGUAGGCGCCUCGUGUGUGCAUGCCGCGUGCGACACACGCGACUCGAUCCCCCCGUCGUCGUCGAUAUCUCGCGUCUGGAGCCGCAAGAUCAUCUACGCGAGAGGAAGCGGUUUCUCGCGCGCGCGUGCGAGAGAGAGAUAAAAAGAAAAGGGAGAAAGUGUUUGAGAAACAGAACAAAGUAAGUGCGUGAUAACGCGCUCGCGGUUGACAAUUACGUGCAACGUGAAUCGGCGAAAGUACUGUGUUCCGAGAAACGAAAUGAUCGUAUGUAACGGGACGGGCGCGCGCGCGAGAGAGUGGUGAACAGCGGGCGAAAAGAGUGUAGUAAGUGUGAAUAGAGUGUAGAAAAGCGAACGAACGAGCGUGCGGGCGGCCGCAAGAACCGAGAGAGCAGUAGCGGGCGUCUCGUGGGUAUAUUUAAAUAGUGUCCCGGCUGGUCAGAGAGGAAACCGACGCUUUCUUCAUCGUCAUCGCCGCCGUCUCUUCUUCGUAUUCCUCUUCUCGUGUCCGACGUCUCGACGCCCGAUUCGACCCGUUUCACUCUCUCUCUCUCUAUUUCGCUUUUCCCGCUCUAUCGAGUGCAACGCGAUACGGUGUCGCGGACAGCGCGAGAGGGUAACAGGAGCUCCUGGAAUUCCGUUCGAUUCGAUGUCGAAUCGGAGGGGAUCGACGUUUCUAGUCGCGGGUGUUCCCUGCUGCAAGGUCGAUCAGUUCCGUCUGCCUAUUAACGCGAGUGAACACAAAGAUUAGACAACUAACCUCUCGUGAUUCGGCCGGAAGCCGGUAUUUGUCGAUUAUCAAGAAUCAAGAUCCGAUCUCGUGCGAAAUUGUGGAAGAACUCGCAGUACAACGUUCGACGAGGCCGUCCUGGUUUAAGUCGGCUCAGAAUGAUUGUGCCGAUCGCGAAUCAUAAUGAUCAGAAUCUAUAAAAGAUCGAUACUGGUUGUCGCGUCCGCGAUCGUCGCAGCCGCCGGCCGGGAUCAUCUGCGAUAAUACAACACCUUCCCGUAGAGAAAAAGGAAGAUAUAAAAGAAAGAGACAGAAGCGGCCGCAUGGUGCGGCUCGCCACGGCUGCUACCUCCGCCGGCUUCGAGGAUGAGGAGAAUGAUAUCGCGUAGGAUGAAGACGAAUGUCGAAGAAGCCUCGACGUUCCAUUAUCGAUGGUACAACAUCUCGUGAAGAGCCUGAAGAUCCGGGAGAGCAAGCUGAUAGACAAUCCGAUUUGGUGGCUAUUCGAACGUGCGGGACGACGAAUAGCGGAGUCGGGGGUCGUCUCUAUUACAAGCAGUGACUAAUAUCGCGCGGGGAAGAAGCAGCGAGAAAAUUAAAUUGAAGAAACACAGGACUUAAUUAAACAUAGGACUCGCAAGUGUUUACGACGAAGUGAAAGGGGCUCGCUCUCCGAGCUCCGAAGAAGAGGAAGAGGCGGAAGGAACGCGUGCCUCUGUGCGAGUCGGGGUGACCGAGGCGUCGACCUCACCCCCGAAUCACACCGCUAACCAGGUUGGAUGAUGUGGGCGCCUCUGCUUUUGGCCGGGUUCUUAAGCGGCUGGUGGGGCGCACUGGUGCUCGCUGCAGCACCCCCCGCCAUUCGGGACACCCUCGGGGCAACGACGAGCAGCAUCACCGAGACGAGGCAUUAUCGUCCACCGUUGAUGAGCGUAGUGGACGAGGACGUGCGCGAAAUUACGGUGUCUCAAUUGCGAGGAGAUACUCUCCGGCAAUAUACGUCGUCCGACGUUCGUCCUGCUCGUCGCGACCUUGACAAGGUCCCGCCGGUCGAGCUGAGCCCAGUGGACCAGGAAGAAAAAUUCUCCUCCAAAGGGAUAGAACAUUCUCCGGAGGAUGAGGCGCGACAUAUCUCGCGCCACCUCUCGAUCCAUGGAGGAUCGUCGCUCGAGAUGGAUCUCGGAACUUCGAUCACAUCGAAUCCCACGCGAACGGUGGGUCCCGCGAAGGAGACGAAGGAGCACGUCCGCCGCGCCUUUCACCCGGAGAUAAACGAGUCCGGUCUGACUCGCGCGCCCCGUCACUCCUCGACUCAGGCACCCUUUAUGUAUCCGCCGGCUAUGGCGGAAUCGUCGAUGGAGCGGCCGCGGAUCGCUAGAUCGGUCAAGCAACGACCAAAGAACCGCGCCAAGGCGGACUCGCCGCGCGAACAGCGACGUCGCUGCAGGAACAAGGAACGUAGCUGCCGCGGUCAGAAUUGGUGUCCCGACGUCGACGUCGGUAAUCGAGCCUAUCUGGCGCCCACGGUGUUCGAGGGUAAAGUACGCAGCAUGUCCUCGCUGAGGAAGCCCGGUUCAAACUACGCGGUGACCUUCGAGGUGAAGCAGGUCUACAAGAGCCAGCCGGGCUUUCAGCCGCUGCAGAAGAAUGACAGCGUGCGACUUCACUUUCGCGACAAAUCGGCUCCCGGCAAAUCGACCGUGUGCAACGGCCACGAAACCGGCAGCAAGGCCGGCAAGCAGCAGCGCGAUAAUCCGAGUGGUGUGGUGCGAGCCAAUAUUAAAAGGGGCAAAGUGUAUCUAGUGUUUGUGAACCGCGUGGGACCCAGGAAUUUCACGAUCCUUGGCCCGCCGGUGAUCCGAAGCAAGAAGAACGAGCAGGCCGUCCAGGCUGUCGUUCGACCAGAUUACGUGCGAGAAGUUACGUUGUCCGAACUCAGGGACUCGAUAGCGAGGUUACGGGAGAGAGUGAAGCUAGUAUGCAGGACGAGGGGCUCGCCGCCCCCGAGAGUGCACUGGUUGAAGGACGGUGUACCGCUGCACCCCCGAAGAGGCCUCAGGAUUCAGCACAAACGGCGGAGAUCGAAAGUCGUGAUAUCCUCCGCGAAGCCUGAGGAUAGUGGCAGAUACGAAUGCGUGGCUGAGAGUACUUCCGGUCAUCGGGCCUCACUCGCAGCCCAACUUCUAGUCGCUCAUGAUACCAGAAUUCCGGAAACAA
Messenger RNA from Formica exsecta, 3044 nucleotides. RefSeq names its product protein vein (gene vn). Gene Ontology annotation, cellular component: plasma membrane; axon. Gene Ontology annotation, biological process: dendrite self-avoidance; homophilic cell-cell adhesion; axon guidance. The annotation marks the transcript as partial. The transcript is spliced from 3 exons. Gene Ontology annotation, molecular function: cell-cell adhesion mediator activity. NCBI's taxonomy places the organism in Eukaryota, Metazoa, Arthropoda, Insecta, Hymenoptera, Formicidae. The record is from RefSeq and is a predicted model, not a curated record.